AUGUCUCUGUUUGCGCAGCUUUACGCGGCGAGAUGGUUGUUGGUAUCGGUCAUUUUGGCGGCCUACGCAGCGACGGCAUUCGUGCGAUACAAGCGGCUUCGAGCUUUUCCCGGGCCGCCCAGCACAGGAUGGUCCGAAGUAUUGCAUACGUUUGCGAUACUGUUUCGGCGUUCGCACCUUUGGUAUCAGGAGGUCGGCGAACGUUAUGGCGCGAUUGCCCGCGUCGGCCCUAACGAGCUGAUCACGUCGUCGCCGGAUCUACUGGCGCAUAUGAAUGCGGUGCGCUCACCAUACACUCGAUCAACAUGGUUCAAUGCUGCGACCCGUAUGGAGGUUGGCAAAGACCAUGUUUUCAGCCAAUUAGAUGAGGCGAAGCACACGAAGCGGCGCCAGCAGAUGGCUUCCGGAUACUCAGGCAAAGAGAACUUGUCUCUAGAACCAGAUAUCGACGAGCAUGUACAACAACUUCUAAAAUUAAUCAGGUCGAAGUAUCUUUCCACCGCCACGCGAUGCAAGCCCAUGGAUCUUGCAAGCAAAAUUCAGUACUUUACUCUCGAUGUCAUCAGCAAGAUCGGCUUCGGUAAAGCGUUUGGAGAUCUUGAAGCCGAUGCUGAUCUCGACAAUUAUAUCAGCUCUGGCAGAGUUGGGUUGACCAUUAUGACAUUCAUCGCCGGCCUUGGACUGACGCCUUAUUUCCAAUGGCCACCUAUCGCGCGCAUUCUCGGGCCUUCGGACAAGGACAAGAGUGGUUUUGGGAGGAUGAUGGCUGUAGCUCAGGAGCUCAUCGACUCACGUCUUGAGAAGCCAACAAACAGUCGCUCGGAUAUGCUUGCUUCAUUUAUACGCCACGGGUUGACACGGGACGAUCUUGUUACUGAGUCGCUGCUUCAGAUCCUAGCAGGGUCUGACACGACUGCUACUGCUAUACGCGCGACAAUGCUCUACCUAAUGACACAUCAUAGGGUAUACAGGAAGCUCCAGUCGGAAAUUGACGCUGCUGUUGCGUCAGGCCACGCUGCUACGUCUGAUAUCGUAUCUGACGAGACGAUGAAGAGCUUGCCAUAUCUACAAGCCGUAGUACGAGAAGGGCUCCGCAUCCAUCCACCCAUCACUGAUGUCGUUCCAAAGAAGGUUCCUAGUGGAGGCGACACAGUAACCAUCAACGGCAAAGAGCAUUUCUUUCCUGGGGGCACGAAUAUCGGGUACAACGUACUGGGUUUAAACCGAAACAAGGAAAUGUUUGGUGAAGAUGCAGACUGCUUCAGACCAGAACGCUGGCUGCUUGAUGAACAUGACGAAAUCUACCAUGAACACUUGAAUGCUAUGAAUCGCACUACAGACAUGAUUUUUGGUUAUGGCAAGUAUCAGUGUCUCGGAAAGCCCAUAGCAUGGCUGGAGAUGAGGAAGGUUAUCUUUGAGUUCCUACGGCAUUUCGAAUGGUCUCUUGCAAGCCCUGAGAAGCCAUGGAGAUCUGUGAACUACAGUGGUAUCUUCUUACAGGAUUCCCAAUGGGUCCUUAUCACCGAAAGAGAACCUAAGUCGGAAUGA
Molecule: messenger RNA, 1548 nt
Organism: Alternaria atra
Lineage: Eukaryota; Fungi; Ascomycota; Dothideomycetes; Pleosporales; Pleosporaceae
Exons: 4
Coding region: 1-1548 (515 amino acids)
Molecular function (GO): oxidoreductase activity, acting on paired donors, with incorporation or reduction of molecular oxygen; iron ion binding; monooxygenase activity
Source: RefSeq, a predicted model, not a curated record